Dalotia coriaria is the source of this 4119-nucleotide messenger RNA. It is a transcript of the gene PCB, whose product is annotated as Pyruvate carboxylase. Lineage: Eukaryota; Metazoa; Arthropoda; Insecta; Coleoptera; Staphylinidae. Gene Ontology annotation, biological process: gluconeogenesis; pyruvate metabolic process. The record is from RefSeq and is a predicted model, not a curated record. Gene Ontology annotation, molecular function: pyruvate carboxylase activity; metal ion binding; ATP binding. Gene Ontology annotation, cellular component: cytoplasm. The transcript is spliced from 11 exons. Bases 216 to 3863 code for a protein of 1215 amino acids.
UCCGGUCCGUCAGUCGGCUCCUCGGUACGGUCGUCGUUCGCACGUCGCCUUUUGAAUUGUUUUCGGUGUCGUCGUCCUCCCGAUCGAGAAAUACACAAGACGAACCCAUUGCGGCGUGUCCUUGAGAACCAACAAUUAAAACAACAAGGAACAUACGAGGAGCCAAGUUUUUAGACAUUUUAGCACUUUUUAUUUAGUUUUAAUAAAUCGUCAUCAUGUUGUUACGUUUUGUUAACCGUAACAGCCGUUAUGGCCUGUCCCAACUUAACUCCCGACUCACAACGAGUUCUGGAAGGACCUAUGCGAAUAGCGUUGAGUACAAACCCAUCCGUAAAGUACUCGUGGCGAACCGAGGUGAAAUCGCCGUGCGAGUUUUUCGCGCCUGUAACGAAUUGGGCAUCAAAUCAGUGGCCAUUUACUCCAAGGAGGACAGAGCACAUCUGCACAGACUGAAAGCCGACGAGUCUUACAUGGUCGGCGUGGGUCAACCCCCAGUUCAGGCUUACUUAGAUAUCGAUCAAAUCGUUAAGAUUUGCUUGGACAAUGGCGUGGAUGCCGUGCAUCCGGGUUACGGCUUCCUUUCGGAGCGAUCGGACUUUGCUCAGGCUAUCGUCAAUGCGGGUAUGAGGUUUAUUGGACCUUCCCCGAAGGUUGUGCAACAAAUGGGUGACAAGGUAGCUGCUAGGGUUGCUGCUAUUGAAGCAGGUGUACCAAUUGUCCCGGGUACUGAUGGUCCUGUGACAACCACCAAGGAGGCUAUGGACUUCUGUCAGAAACACGGAUUACCAGUUAUUUUCAAAGCUGCAUUUGGUGGAGGCGGCCGUGGUAUGAGAGUCGUAAGAAAAAUGGAAGAAGUAGAAGAGAACUUCCAACGUGCAUCAUCAGAAGCCAAAGCAGCCUUCGGCGAUGGUUCCAUGUUUAUUGAAAAGUUCAUCGAGCGCCCCCGUCACAUUGAAGUACAAUUGCUAGGAGACAAAGCCGGAAAUGUUGUGCACCUUUACGAACGCGAUUGCUCUGUGCAGAGGAGACAUCAGAAAGUCGUGGAAAUGGCACCGGCCCCGCACUUAAACGACGUCACCCGUCAACGCAUGUUUGAAUGCGCAGUCAAACUCGCCAGACAUGUGGGAUACGAAAAUGCUGGAACCGUCGAAUUCCUUGCCGAUGAAAGCGGAAAUUUCUACUUUAUUGAAGUCAACGCUAGAUUGCAAGUGGAGCAUACCGUCACUGAAGAAAUCACUGGUGUAGAUUUAGUACAAUCACAGAUUCGUGUUGCUGAAGGCAUGACAUUGCCGGAAUUGGGAUUAAAACAAGAAAAUAUUGCGCCUAACGGUUUUGCCAUUCAAUGUCGUGUGACUACCGAAGACCCCGCCAAAGGUUUCCAACCAGAUACCGGAAGAAUUGAAGUGUUCAGAAGCGGUGAAGGCAUGGGUAUCCGUCUCGAUGGUGCUUCUGCGUUUGCAGGCGCCAUUAUCUCUCCGUACUACGACUCUCUUCUCUGUAAAGUCAUCGCCCACUCUCGCGAUCUUCAAAGCUCCUGCGCCAAGAUGAAUCGUUGCCUUCGCGAGUUCCGUGUGCGUGGUGUGAAGACCAACAUUCCUUUCUUGCUCAACGUCUUGGAAAACCAAAAGUUCCUCAACGGUUCCGUUGACACUUACUUCAUUGACGAAAACCCACAACUGUUCAACUUUGUGCCAUCUCAGAAUCGUGCCCAGAAACUUCUCAACUACAUUGGACAGGUCCUAGUCAACGGACCCACCACACCAUUGUCAACUAAUCUUAAACCCGCUGAAAUUACACCAUUCAUCCCCGCGGUGUCGCAGGACUACCAGGAGACGACAUCGUCGCGCGAGGAGCGCAACAUAAAAUUCACAAAGCGUGCAGCGUACUUUACAGACAGUCACGAGGAAACACCACAUGAUGUGAGGCCCCCACAGGGUCUGCGCCAGGUUUACAAAGAAAAAGGCCCCGAAGCAUUCGCGAAGGCGGUUAGAAAUAGCAAACAACUACUACUCAUGGACACGACCUUCCGUGACGCCCAUCAAUCUCUACUUGCAACUCGUGUUCGCACCCACGAUUUACUUAAAGUGUCUCCCUAUGUUUCACACAAGAUGAGCAACUUAUAUUCGUUGGAAAAUUGGGGUGGUGCUACCUUUGAUGUUGCUAUGCGUUUCCUCCAUGAAUGCCCAUGGGAACGCUUAGAAGAGAUGCGUAAACUGAUUCCGAACAUUCCAUUCCAGAUGUUGUUACGCGGAGCUAACGCUGUUGGCUACACAAAUUAUCCGGACAAUGUUAUCUUCAAAUUCUGCGAGUUAUCCGUGCAAUGUGGUAUGGACAUCUUCAGAGUGUUUGACUCUUUGAACUAUCUCCCCAACUUGAUCAUCGGUAUGGAAGCAGCUGGCAAAGCUGGAGGCAUCGUUGAAGCCGCUAUUUCAUACUCUGGUGACGUUUCCGAUCCGAAAAAGACGAAAUACGACCUUAAAUACUACCUAAACCUCGCUGAUGAAUUGGUCAAAGCUGGCACGCACGUUCUUGCAAUCAAAGACAUGGCUGGAUUACUCCGACCUACUGCUGCCAAAAUUUUGAUCACUGCUCUCCGUGACAAAUACCCAGAUCUGCCAAUUCAUAUUCACACCCACGACACAUCCGGAAAUGGCGUCGCAUCUAUGUUGGUAUGCGCUGAAGCCGGUGCUGAUGUUGUAGAUGUUGCCGUUGACUCUAUGUCCGGCCUCACAUCGCAGCCAUCAAUGGGUGCUAUUGUGGCGGCACUUCGUGGCACAGCGCUUGACACUGGAAUCGAUCUCUCUACCGUUUCAGACUACUCCGCCUUUUGGGAGCAGACCCGUACUCUCUACGCACCAUUCGAAUGCACCACGACAAUGAAGAGCGGAAAUGCUGAUGUCUACAGCAAUGAAAUUCCCGGAGGACAAUAUACUAAUCUGCAGUUCCAGGCUUACUCUCUUGGUCUUGGAGACCACUUUGAAGACAUCAAGAAAGCCUACGCUGAAGCCAACCAGCUUCUUGGCGAUAUUAUCAAAGUCACACCUUCAUCGAAGGUUGUUGGUGACUUGGCACAAUUUAUGGUACAAAACCAACUUAAACCCCAAGACGUUUUGGACAAAGCUGAAGAAUUAUCUCUACCCAAGUCCGUUGUGGAGUACCUACAAGGCUGGAUUGGACAGCCCUAUGGUGGAUUCCCUGAACCCUUCAGAAGCAAAGUGCUUAGAAAUAUGCCAAGAAUUGAGGGUCGUCCAGGCGCAUCUAUGGAGCCAUUGGACUUUGGAAAACUUAAGGAUGAACUUAGGGCUAGCGUUCCGGCUGACUUCCCCGUGACAGAUAAGGAUAUCAUGUCUGCUGCGUUGUACCCCAAGGUCACCAAGGACUUCCUCUCCUUCGUGUCCGAAUAUGGUCCAGUAACACACCUCGACACACGCAUGUUCCUCACAGGUCCCAAAGUGGGCGAGGAAUUCGAAGUAUCCAUUGAACGUGGUAAGACCCUUGGCAUCAAGACACUAGCCGUCGCUGAAGACCUCACAGAAAACGGAGAGCGUGAAGUGUUCUUCGAGCUCAACGGUACUCUGCGUUCCGUCUUCAUCAAGGAUAAUGAAGCGCGUAAGGAAAUGCACAUUCAUCCCAAGGCAGUAAAGAGCGACCCGAAACAGGUGGGCGCACCUAUGCCAGGUGAAAUCAUCGACAUUCGUGUGAAGAAGGGUGACCGCAUCACCAAGGGCCAGCCACUCGUUAUUCUUAGCGCCAUGAAAAUGGAGACCGUUGUACAGUCACCAGUUGAUGGCGUUGUGGGAUCUGUGGACAUCAAGAUGGGCAUGAAAUUGGAGGCUGAAGAUUUGAUUUUAUGUCUAGAGUAAACUCAAAUUGCGAGACAUUUCAACUCGGGAGAACACUUGAUUCAAGGGUGCGACGUGCAAUCGUUAACAUAAUAUUCCUAAUUCUUCCUGUGGCAAUGAAGGCAUUGCACAGAGUGCGAGAAAACAAUGGAACGACGUUUCAUCAAUCUCUAAGAAUAUUUUUUGUAAUAUUUUAUAUAGAUUAUAAAUAGUUAUUUUGUUACAUAAAUUUGUUAUAUAAAAAUAAACACGAUAAGACUUUGUUAAAAAAAAGAAA